AACACACUUGUCAUCACAAAAUAAUCGUCGGGUUUUUUAUAAAAUUGUAAUAAUUGCUGUGAUUAAAUUAAUUAGUGAGAAAGAUUAGUAACGGCGUAAUAUAUAUUCGUACCAUUUAAACAAAAGUUAAACCAUGUGUGUUUUUUGUUAGAAAACUAUGUAAUUUUUAAUGUAAUCGGAAUGUCUGCAAAACCGACGAUUUACCAUGAAAAACAAGUUAAAGAGCUGUGCGCGCUGCACGCACUUAAUAAUUUAUUCCAGGAGCGCGGGACGUUUUCAAAGAACGAGCUGGACGGGAUCUGCAGCCGGCUGUCGCCUAACGUGUGGAUCAACCCGCACCGCUCCAUGCUGGGGCUGGGCAACUACGACAUCAACGUGAUCAUGGCGGCGCUGCAGCUGAAGGGCUGCGAGGCCGUGUGGUUCGACAAGAGGAAAGACCCGGGCUGCCUUGACCUAUCAAACAUCUGUGGGUUCAUUCUGAAUGUGCCCUCUGACUACAAGUUCGGCUUCGUGAUGCUGCCCCUGCGGCGUCGUCACUGGAUUGCCAUCCGUCAGAUCCAGGGGAACUUCUACAACUUGGAUUCCAAGCUGGAUGCACCACAGCUCAUUGGAAGAAGCAGUGAUCUCAUAGCCUACCUAAAGCAGCAGAUGGAGUGUAAAGAAAAAGAGCUGUUUGUGGUUGUUAGCAAGGAAGUGGAAGAGAAGCAGCUCUGGAUGAACCAGUUCGCCGUCUCCUCGCCAACCCACAACCCCCCCCUCAACCACUGUGACAGCCCCGACAGUGUUACAGACAACAGUAACCCGUACGAGUCUAAAAAUGAUAGCGUAGAGUGUCUUCAAAUUCAUGAAGUGCGGAACUGUUCCUUGGCGGUUAAUGACUUUUAAUAGUGUACUUUUUCCAUGAGACUGAUAGUGUCGACUGUUUGGUUCUGUGGGUGUUGGAAAUUGAACCGUAAAAUUGAUUA
Messenger RNA from Cydia amplana, 965 nucleotides. It is a transcript of the gene Josd, whose product is annotated as josephin-2. Gene Ontology annotation, molecular function: cysteine-type deubiquitinase activity. NCBI's taxonomy places the organism in Eukaryota, Metazoa, Arthropoda, Insecta, Lepidoptera, Tortricidae. Gene Ontology annotation, biological process: protein deubiquitination. The transcript is spliced from 4 exons. Bases 181 to 885 code for a protein of 234 amino acids. The record is from RefSeq and is a predicted model, not a curated record.